Messenger RNA from Galdieria sulphuraria, 884 nucleotides. RefSeq lists its product as uncharacterized. Gene Ontology annotation, biological process: tRNA threonylcarbamoyladenosine modification; telomere maintenance via recombination. Lineage: Eukaryota; Rhodophyta; Bangiophyceae; Galdieriales; Galdieriaceae. The transcript is spliced from 6 exons. The coding region runs from base 34 to 552 and encodes 172 amino acids. The record is from RefSeq and is a predicted model, not a curated record. Gene Ontology annotation, cellular component: nucleus; EKC/KEOPS complex; cytosol.
AUUUGUAUUGGAAUGGGAUUGUGAAAAAUAGAGAUGAUACAGAAUUUGUCACUGACUGCAGACCAAAUAGAGAUCUUGUACUUCCGCGAAGUCGCAAACUCUGACGAAAUUUUGGAUUGCAUUCGCCAACGGAACUUUCCAGCAGCAGUUCUCGACGGCAAUACGUUCUUGAAUAUUUUUCAGUUUUUGGUUGCAGCACAAAUAGCCACGCUUAAUGCAUUUCGUGGAAAAUUAGUGACUCUUGACGUAUUUUCAGAGAUAGUCUUUUGCCUUUCAGCAGGAAAGAACGUCCGAGAAGCAUUUUCAACGUUUGGCUUUCAGAGCUCUUCAAAGAGUGCUGUCGUUGUUUUGGUGAACCCUGAUCCGAACACAAAGGAGUUUAUUCUGAAAAAGUUUGUUUGUGCAGAAGUUUUAGAAACCAACGAAGAUAUGGCAAAGUAUUGUAACGAACAACAUUUAAUGCAGCUAUAUCAAAUAGAACUGCAAGAACUUAAUGAAAGCACGCUGCUGGACGCAAUCAUUACAAGAAUUGCAGCAAGGGUUGCUUUAUAAGAUAUUAAAUUUUCAACCGAUAAAUUAUCGUUACUCUGAACAAUCCUUAGAUUGCGUGAAUAAUUGCCAGUCUGCUGCUGAAAUUUCGUUUUAUCUGUUAGAAUAAUAUAAUCUUAAUAACAUCUAGAAUAUAGCUUUAUUAAAAAAUUCUUUAAAAAUUUAAAUAAAUUUUCCUUUCGAGUAGACAUAGCUAUUGCUUUCAAUAAUGACAAAAAUAUUUUAUGUUUCGGUUUUUUUAAAUUUUGAUAUUAAAAUUUUAAAGUAUUUUCAAUUAAAAACAUUUGCGAUUGUUUCUUUGUCAUGUUUCCGAUAAUAAAUUAUCAUUGUUUUUU